CCGUAACCUGAUUUCUUCUUCUUCUGCUGACAAAGACCCAAAUCUGCUCCCCGACCCCGUCCUCUCUCCUCAGUCUCGGAGCCAGGGGCGAUCCGUCGACCUCGCCUCUCCGCCGCCGUAAUCUCCUUCUUCUCCGUUACUACCGUGAGCUGAGUGAGAUCGAUAAAGAGUGGAGGUCGCCAGUUCAGCCUCAAGAGUGAGGGGAGAGUCUCAGGCUUGGGAACCUUUUCCUUUGGACACAUAGCUUGAUAAAAGCAACACCCGGGUGUCGCUGAAGAAGCAUAGAUCGGGGAGUUUUCUUGGCCUGAGAAGUACAGGAGAGGAGAGUAGUGAUAGCAUGGCUUCAAAGCUUGUGGUUCUUGGAAUCCCUUGGGAUGUGGAUACAGAAGGAUUAAAAGAGUACAUGAGCAAGUUUGGCCCCCUGGAUGAUUGCAUUGUUAUGAAGGAUCGCUCAUCUGGUCGAUCUCGUGGUUUUGGAUACGUGACGUUUUCGUCAGUAGAGGAUGCAAAGAAUGUCGUUAACUCUGAGCAUAUUCUUGGAGACCGAACUCUGGAAGUGAAGAUAGCGACUCCCAAGGAAGAAAUGCGAGCUCCAGGAAACAAGAAAGCUACUAGGAUAUUUGUUGCUCGGAUUCCACAGUCUGUGGAUGAGUCAAUGUUUCGCAGGCAUUUUCAAACUUUUGGAGAAAUAACAGAUCUUUAUAUGCCCAAGGAACUGGGUUCAAAAGAACAUCGUGGAAUUGGGUUUGUCACUUUCCGAAGUGCAGAAUGCGUGGACAAUGUCAUGCAAGAAAAUCAUGAGAUUGAUGGUUCAACAGUUGUUGUUGAUCGUGCAACUCCGAAGGUCCGCAGGAUCAUGAUCCUAAAGAUGCUACAAUUAGCAUUCGGAUGCGACCAUGAUCCUAUAAAGGGCUUCUUUGGAACGAAGAAAUCGAAACACUCAGGGGAUGAAGAAGUCAGGCACCCUCCAAGGAGGGGGGGAGGAGCACAGGGCGAGGGUGGUUAUGGCUCGUAUAAUGCAUACAUUACAGCUGCUACCAGAUAUGCAGCUCUGGGCGUACCAACACUGUAUGAUCAUCCUGGACCAGCUUAUGGAAGAGGUUACUUGAAUGAGCCCCCUGUAUCAAGCAAAAAGAUUUUUAUUGGUAGACUCCCACAAGAAGCAAAUACUGAUGAUUUAUGGGAUUAUUUUGGCCGAUUUGGCAGAAUUGUGGAUGCAUACAUUCCAAAGGAUCCUAAAAAGAGCGGCCACCGUGGUUUUGGUUUUGUUACUUUUGCUGAGGAUGGUGUAGCAGAUCGUGUAGCGCGAAGAAGUCAUGAAAUUUUGGGACAGGAGGUUGCUGUAGACUCAGCUGCACCUGUUGAGGGUGGCCCCAGUCGAGGCGGUUACAUGGAACCACCUGCGCCACAUGGAGCUUACAGCCCGAUGAUGUCUUAUGGCCAGUUCUCUGGCAGUCUUGGUUAUGAUUGCCUCGUGCUACCAAGUGACCAGUUCUUGCUGGCUACCCAUCUUCUUUCGCCGUUGUCAAAGAGCAACCCGGCGUUCACGGCGUUCACGGCGGAGCUCGACGUCACACGGGGUUCAUCCUACGGCAGGUUCGUCUCCGGCGUGCGCGACCAGCUCGUGCUCCAUGCCGGCGCGACGCGCCACCUGGAGCUCGUCUUGCUUCCAGCCCAGUCCGAGGACCCCGGCAAGGCUCCAUGGUUCGGCGUCACGCUCCGUUGCGGCUCCGGGCGCUCGGCGCUGCUCCGCAUACGCGCAGACAACCUCUACCUCUCCGGUUACCGGAGCUCAGACGGUCUGUGGUCCGAGUUCCUCGGUGGCUCUCUCAUCGCCGGCGCGACGCCGAUUUCGUUCGGCGAUAGCUACGGCGACAUGGCGAGAGUGGCCGAGACGGCACUCGAGGCACUCACCCUCGGCAAGGAGGAGCUCCAAGCCGCGGCGGAGCGCCUCACGGCCAGCGCCGGCACUCAGCAGGAGAUCGCAAGAUCGCUGAUGACCAUGUCGGUGAUGGUUUGUGAGGCCAUCAGGUUCAGGAGCGUCGGCGGCGCGCUCAGCCACAUGAUGUGCAACGCUGCCCGGCGAGGGGUGCUGCCGGCGCACAUGGUCGAGCAGGUGAAGAACUGGAGGAGCCUGUCCGAGUACUGGCUCGGGGCCGUCCUCUACGCACAGCCGUUCCUGCCGUACAUAGAGGCCGACGGCAGCCAGCACUAUGGCCACAUCCCCCAGCACCUGCUCGCGCCGGCGAAGAUCGACUGCCAGGACCACGCCAUGAUGGCGCUCGGCGUCGCGCUGAACCGGCAGAGGGGGCUGCAGGACAAGCACCCGGCGGCCUUCGACGAGCAUUGGCGCGCCGUGCGCGCCCACGCUCGCAAGCUUGACAGGGAAAGAGCAUCUGCAUCCGGCACAUGAGUCGGAGGCUUGGA
This is a messenger RNA of Triticum dicoccoides, 2427 nucleotides long. RefSeq lists its product as uncharacterized. Gene Ontology annotation, molecular function: RNA binding; rRNA N-glycosylase activity. The coding region runs from base 338 to 2413 and encodes 691 amino acids. Lineage: Eukaryota; Viridiplantae; Streptophyta; Magnoliopsida; Poales; Poaceae. The record is from RefSeq and is a predicted model, not a curated record. The transcript is spliced from 16 exons. Gene Ontology annotation, biological process: negative regulation of translation.